AUUGUUGGCGAUCCUUGUGUGAGAUCGUCCAACUGUCAAAAAUUGUUUGAUUUGUUGCCGAAAAUCGGUAAAUGACCACGUGCUGAUAACAUUUAAAGUUAAAUUUGAACAGUAAGAAUGGCUUCGGAGUUAGAGAACAAAAUAAUUCGGCAAAUCGAAUAUUACUUCGGAGACAUCAAUUUGCCACGUGAUAAAUUCAUGCAAGAAAAGCUGAAAGAAGACGAGGGUUGGAUAUCUCUGGAGGUGUUACUGACUUUCAAGCGCCUUGCCAGUCUUUCCGAAGACCCUGCAGUGAUAGCCGCAGCCGUGGAAAAGGCCGAAAAUGGCCUGGUUGAGGUUAGUGAAGACAAGAAAAAAAUACGGAGAAAUCCGGAUUUGCCCUUGCCAGAGUUGAACGAUGCUCGAAAAAAGGAGCUAAUGGAGCGCACAGCUUACGCUAAAGGUUUCCCUCUGGACGAGACUUUGAACGACAUAAUGAGCUUUAUGGAGCAGCAUGGCCCCAUCGAAUCGUGUCAUCGCAGGUCCAAUAAAGACCAUACCUUCAAGGGAUCGUGUUUUAUAAUUUUCAAGGACAAGGAAGCUUGCAAGAAGUUUAUUGAGCUUGAAAGUCUCAAGUAUAAAGACACUGAACUGAUCCGGAAAUGGCAGAGUGAUUACUUUGCCGAAAAGAAGAAAGCGUAUGAAGAACGCGUCAAGUCUAAAAAGGAUAAAAAGCAAGCGAAAAUUGAUGAAAAGGCCAAGCAGCUUGAGUACCCCAAAGGGGCUACGAUCUAUUUUUCAAAUAUCCCCGAAGGCAAGUCACUGACACGCGAAGAAAUUAAGGAAAAGGUCAAAGAGGUUGAUGACAGCGUCACAAUUUCGUAUAUAGACUUCAGUAAAGGGGAUCUUGAGGGACACUUCAGGUGUUCGGCGGAAAAUGCCGCUGUGGAAUUUUUAAAGAAACUCACAGAUGGUGAAUUGGAAAUCGGCGACAUAAAGUUGAAACUUAAGGCCUUGGAAGGGACUGAAGAGGAGGAAUAUUUGAAGAAGACUGCAGAAGCGGUUACGAAAAUGAGGGAAAAGGCCAAGUUCGGAAAAGGCAGAAAGAGGAAGGGACAGUAUCACAAUAAUGGCAGGGAAGCCAAAUCUAAGAAAACAGAGUAAUUCUGUUGUUAAAAAUGUUUACUUAUAGGACAUCAGAUCAUUUAAUUAUUAAUUCGUUAAAAGUGAGAAAAUGUUCGUUAUUCUUAUUGGGUGCCACGUUUGUUAUUCAUUUAUGUUGUAAUAAGUUUGGAAAUACGGUUUUUCUAUCAUGUGAGUUAAUUUUCUUUAUAUAAUUGUCCCCUUUUUAUGUACAUGAGGUAUUAUUUUAUUACGUCAGGACCUAAAGUGUAUAUUUUUUUACCUGAAGUUUGUAAAAUGUUGAGAUGUUUCAGCAAAAUUUAUGACUGUGUGACAUGUUUAUCUGAAUAAAAAAAUCUCUCAUUAA
Tribolium castaneum (red flour beetle) is the source of this 1468-nucleotide messenger RNA. It is a transcript of the gene La, whose product is annotated as La autoantigen-like. The transcript is spliced from 2 exons. The record is from RefSeq and is a predicted model, not a curated record. Gene Ontology annotation, cellular component: nucleus; ribonucleoprotein complex. The coding region runs from base 118 to 1143 and encodes 341 amino acids. Gene Ontology annotation, molecular function: mRNA binding. Gene Ontology annotation, biological process: tRNA processing. Lineage: Eukaryota; Metazoa; Arthropoda; Insecta; Coleoptera; Tenebrionidae.